Cygnus olor (mute swan) is the source of this 3879-nucleotide messenger RNA. RefSeq names its product glutamyl aminopeptidase (gene ENPEP). The coding region runs from base 259 to 3105 and encodes 948 amino acids. Gene Ontology annotation, biological process: peptide catabolic process; proteolysis. Lineage: Eukaryota; Metazoa; Chordata; Aves; Anseriformes; Anatidae. Gene Ontology annotation, molecular function: metalloaminopeptidase activity; zinc ion binding; peptide binding. The transcript is spliced from 20 exons. Gene Ontology annotation, cellular component: cytoplasm. The record is from RefSeq and is a predicted model, not a curated record.
UCUUCUGUGUCGGUUCCCUCGGUCUCCCUGCCCAGCUGCACUCCUUUUGAUCAUUCAUGUUUCCUCUAAAUGCAUGUUAUCUUUAAUUAAUUGAGUGCCUCGUGGAAAGCGAGGUGGGGGAGACAGAGAGAGAACAGCUAUCGCUACACAAUUAACGUACAAACCAAGUCUGCUGAGUUUACUGAAAGCAAGUGCUGAAUUGACUAAUAAGCUUUAUACGGUUAAUGUUUUGCUCUGAGAACAGACCCGGGAGCUGAGAUGGAGGACAUGGAUCUCGAGGAUAAGAAGCCUAAGAAGUACUGCAUGAAGACAAAGCAUGUGGCUAUUAUCUGUGGCGUUGUGGUCAUUGUAGGUCUUGCUGUGGGGCUUGGUGUGGGACUGACCAGACCUAAAUCGCAGCAGUCUUCAGAGGAAACAGAUAAGCCAAAUCAGCCAGAUCAACCAACAACCUCUCCUCCCACAGUGGAUGCAGGUUCCUGUCCUCCUAAAAAUGAUGAGACUGGCGAGUGGAGACAUUUCAGACUACCCACUUACGUGAAGCCUUUCCACUAUGACCUGGAAGUGAAGCCUGAGAUGGAGGCAGACAUUUACACCGGGACAGUCAGUAUUUAUAUUGCUUUGGAAAAAUCUACCACCCACCUGUGGCUCCAUCUGCGAGAGACCAAGAUUACAGAAAGGCCCACGCUCAAGAAAUCCUCAGGACAGCAGAUUGCUCUGACUGACUGCUUUGAGUACGCACCACAAGAGUACAUAGUGAUGAAGGCAGAAGCGGAGAUCCCUGUCACUGAUGAGAAUGACCCUUAUAUACUCACCCUGAAGUUUCAAGGCUGGCUGAAUGGUUCCCUGGUUGGCUUUUAUAGGACCACCUACAUUGAGAACGGAGAGACUAAGAGCAUUGCAGCUACUGACCACGAGCCAACAGAUGCACGGAAAUCAUUUCCUUGCUUUGAUGAACCCAACAAAAAGGCAACUUACAAUGUAUCUAUCAUCCAUCAAAACACGUAUGAAGCACUUGCCAACAUGCCAGUACAGCAAACUGUACAGGUGGAAGAUGGUUGGAAUCGGACAACUUUUGAGAAGUCAGUUCCCAUGAGCACUUACUUGGUAUGCUUUGCAGUGCACCAGUUCAAGUUUGUAGAGAGACAAUCUGCUAGAGGAAUACCCCUGAGAGUUUAUGCCCAGCCACUGCAAUUACACACGGCAGAAUAUGCAGCAAAUGUAACAAAAAUUGUAUUUGACUUCUUUGAAGAGUACUUUAAUUUGAGCUAUUCUCUUCCAAAACUAGAUGAAAUAGCUAUUCCAGAUUUUGGGACAGGUGCUAUGGAGAACUGGGGGCUGAUCACAUACAGAGAAACAAACCUACUUUAUGAUCCCAACGAGUCUGCCAGUUCCAACAAACAGCAAGUAGCAGCCGUGAUAGCUCACGAGCUCGUUCACCAGUGGUUUGGAAAUAUUGUGACCAUGGACUGGUGGGAUGACCUGUGGUUAAAUGAAGGAUUUGCCAGUUACUUUGAGUUCCUGGGAGUCAAUGCUGCAGAACCAGAUUGGGAAAUGCUUGACCAGGUUUUAAUUGAUGACGUGCUUCCUGUAAUGAAGGAUGACGCUUUGCUUUCUUCCCACCCAAUUGUGGUCAACGUGUCAUCUCCAGCUGAAAUCACCUCUGUGUUUGAUGUGAUUUCCUACAGCAAGGGUGCAUCGAUUCUCAGGAUGCUUCAAGACUGGAUUACGCCGGACCUCUUCCAGAAAGGGUGUCAGGCAUAUUUGAAGAACCACCAUUUCCAGAAUGCCAAGACACAGCAUUUUUGGGAAGCUCUGGAAACGGCCAGUAAUAAAUCUGUGAGCGAAGUCAUGGACACAUGGACUAGGCAGAUGGGCUACCCUGUACUGGAGAUGGGAAGUAAUUCAGUAUUCAGCCAGAAACGUUUUCUCUUGGAUCCCAGUGCAGAUGCUGCUUCUCCUCCCUCUGAUCUUGGUUACAAAUGGAAUAUACCAGUGAAAUGGGGACUGGGGAAUUCAAUGAAUUAUACUUUGUACAACACAUCAGAUUCUGCAGGAAUUACAAUAACAUCAUCUCCCGAUUCUUUUGUGAAUGUGAAUCCAGACCACAUUGGAUUUUAUCGUGUGAAUUAUGAUAAUCAAACCUGGACCAAGUUAAGCACUCUACUGCUCAACGGCCACGGAAAUUUAUCAACUGCUGACCGUGCAGGGAUUUUGGAUGAUGCCUUUUCUUUAGCAAGAGCUGGACUUGUGAGUUACUCUGUUCCUCUGGAGCUCACAAAAUACUUAACAAAUGAAGCAGACUAUUUACCUUGGCAUAGAGUUAUAUCAUCUGUAACUUACAUCGCAGACAUGCUUGAAGACGAUACAGAUCUCUAUCCCCUGUUUCAGGAAUAUUUUCGCCAUCUGGUAAAACCCAUUGUGAAUAAACUGGGCUGGAGUGAUUCUGGAGACCAUUUGGACAGGCUUCUUCGUGCAUCUGUUCUCGACUUUGCUUGCAGCAUGAAUGACCCAGAGUCUCUGAGCAAUGCUUCUCAGCAAUUUGAGCAAUGGCUACAAGGAAAAAUCAUUGCUGUAAAUCUCCGACUCCUGGUAUAUCGCUAUGGGAUGCAGAACUCCGGCAAUGAGUCAUCGUGGAAUUACAUGUUCAAGAUGUACCAGGAAGCUUCAUUAGCACAAGAAAAAGAAAAACUGCUGUAUGGCCUGGCGUCAGUGAAUAACAUCAGCCUUUUGGACAGGUAUCUGAAAUACGUUUACGACACCAACUUCAUCAAAAGCCAAGAUGUGUUCACAGUCCUGAGAUACAUCUCCUAUAACACCUAUGGGAAAACAAUGGCCUGGGACUGGAUUCGGCUUAACUGGCAAUACUUAGUUGACAGAUUCACUAUAAAUGACAGAAACCUUGGCCGAAUAGUAACCAUCAGCCAAACCUUUAACACUGAACUCCAGCUUUGGCAGAUGGAAAAUUUCUUUGAGAAAUAUUCUAAUGCUGGAGCAGGAGAAUCACCCAGGAGUCAGUCAAUCGAGCAGGUGAAGACUAAUAUUCAGUGGCUGAAAGAUAACAAGGAGGAGAUACGAGCAUGGCUAGAGUCAUGGAAAGGCCCUUAAAGUCUUAGUUAAAAAUACCAGGCCCUCAUUCUGGGCGUGCAGAUCCUCAGAGAUAUUUAACAACGCGGAUUUCUCACCUAGGUACUUUAGGGGACCAAGGUCUAAUAUUUUUUCUGCAACCACUCAGGAGACCACUGCCAGAGCAAUGUUUGUGUAGCUGCUGAUCCUGGAUCCUGCCAGCGCUUGUGCACAUGAAUAGCUUUAUAUUUUGAGAGAUUCAUUUGCCUGAAUAAACAGGACAAAUAUUUCAAGUUACUCAAAGCAGAAAUGAUGGCAGAAUUGGGGUCUUUGCUUAUCAAGCGGCUCUCAGGCCUUCCAUAUACCACUCUGAAAAACUACUUCAUGGUUGAUACAGAAGUACACCUACUACACUCAGGGAUUCCUUUCCAUGUGCACCUUGUGGGAGCUUUGUUCUGGAGAAAAGGGAAUUAUGCAGUGAUUUAAACUUUGUCUGAAAAUCGCCCCCUAUAUUUAUAUUCAUUUAAAAAAUCUACAUUUGGGAUUUAGCUUUGCAUUCUUAUCCUACAGAAAGGCCGGUUAAGCUUCCAUCUCCAUUGAUUUUUGAAGUUUAACUACUGGUACACAAGGGAUCAAUAUUAUCAGCUACUUUUUCAAUGUUAUUAGUUGGGAUUCUGUAGCUUGGGGAAGGGGUUGUCUUAGUUAUUUUUGUCUUAUUUCUAAAUCUUGUCAAAAGAACUUGUGGCAGCCUUUACUGCAAACAAAAACAGAUGGUACUUGCUGUCUCCUUACGGAAAAAUAAAAUUUAGAAAAUCU